Messenger RNA from Malassezia japonica, 1320 nucleotides. It is a transcript of the gene ERF1, whose product is annotated as translation termination factor eRF1. The record is from RefSeq and is a predicted model, not a curated record. The coding region runs from base 1 to 1320 and encodes 439 amino acids. NCBI's taxonomy places the organism in Eukaryota, Fungi, Basidiomycota, Malasseziomycetes, Malasseziales, Malasseziaceae. Gene Ontology annotation, cellular component: cytosol; translation release factor complex. Gene Ontology annotation, biological process: cytoplasmic translational termination. The transcript is spliced from 2 exons. Gene Ontology annotation, molecular function: sequence-specific mRNA binding; translation release factor activity, codon specific.
AUGCCUGAACAACUCAGUGAAGCCGAUGCGAACAUCCAGAUCUGGAAGGUGAAGAAGCUCGUCAAGAGCCUCGACAGUGCACGUGGUGCCGGCACGUCGAUGAUCAGUCUGAUUCUUCCUCCUAAGUCGCAGCUCUCGCAGGCCACCAACAUGCUUACGCAGGAAUACGGUACCGCGAGCAACAUCAAGUCGCGCGUCAACCGUCUGUCUGUUCUUGCCGCGAUUACCUCGACGCAGCAGCGCUUGAAGCUCUACACGCGUGUGCCCGACAAUGGUCUGGUGGUGUACUGUGGCACGAUCCUCACGCCGGAAGGCAAGGAGAAGAAGGUCAACUUUUCGUUUGAGCCUUUCAAGCCGAUCAACACCUCGCUCUACCUCUGCGACAACAAGUUCCACACCGAGGCGCUCUCGGAGUUGCUCGAGUCGGAUGCCAGGUUUGGUUUCAUUAUUAUGGAUGGUAACGGCUCGCUCUUCGGUACGGUCACGGGUAACGCGCGCCAGGUGCUGCACAAGUUCUCGGUGGACCUGCCCAAGAAGCACGGUCGUGGUGGUCAGUCCGCGCUGCGUUUCUCGCGUCUGCGUGAGGAAGCCCGUCACAACUACGUGCGCAAGGUCGCCGAGUUUGCGACGCAGCACUUUAUUACCGACAACAAGUGCAACGUCACCGGUCUCGUUCUCGCCGGUUCCGCCGACUUCAAGACGGAGCUGAGCCAGUCGGACAUGUUUGACUACCGUCUCGCACCCAAGAUCAUCCAGAUUGUCGACGUGUCGUACGGUGGUGAAAACGGUUUCAACCAGGCCAUUGAGCUUGCGGCGGACUCGCUUGCGAACGUCAAGUUCGUCCAAGAGAAGCGCCUCAUCCAAAAAUACUUUGACGAAAUCUCUAUGGAGUCGGGCAAGUACUGCUUCGGCCUCGACGACACCUUCCGCGCGCUCGAGAUGGGUGCGGUAGAGACGCUCAUUGUCUGGGAGAACCUCGAGUACACGCGCUACAACCUGCGCGACUCGAACGGGUCCGAGCACGUUCUGCUCCUCAACAAGGAGCAGGAACAGGACCGCUCGCGGUUCGUCGACUCUGCGACCGGCACCGAGAUGGAGACGAUUGAGGAGCCCCAACCGCUGCUGGAGUGGAUCGCAGAGAACUACAAGCAGUUCGGUACCAACCUAGAGUUCGUGACCGAUCGCUCGCAAGAGGGCAUGCAGUUCUGCAAGGGCUUUGGUGGUAUCGGAGGUAUCCUCCGCUACAAGGUGGCCUUUGAGGACCUCGCGAUGUACGAUGAGGAGGAGGGCGAGUUCAUGAGCGACGACGACGACGAUUAG